AUGGCUGCCGCUGACAGCAUCCGCGUGGUUGAUGAUGAUUAUGUGAAGAGGAUACAUAGUAGAAACCCGUCAGGACAUUUACAUAAGGGGCAUGGUAUUGUGGCAGCUACAGCAUCAAUUCCAAGCAAAUACCAGACUAUUGUAACUGACAAUGCUGAUAAACGAGGAUUUCUUUCCAAAGCCAAAAGAUUCAAAUAUGAUGCAUUUAUUACGGAUGCACCAGGCCCAGGUGGUUAUGUUGGACAUUCAAAAAUGGACAAUGAGUCAGUUUCAUAUUCCAAAAAAGGAACUGGAAGUUUUGCUUCAAAGUCCAAGAAAGGUCUGAAGUACCAGCUGACCAGUGCUCCAGGCCCAGGUAUCUAUGGUCUGCCAAGCAUGCUACGUACUCAGCGAGAUUACAACCAGGCUACAUGUACCAGUGCAUUCCACAAACCUAUAGCUCAGCCAUCCAGCAAAACAGAGGCUCGGCCAGCACCUAAUCAGUAUGAUAUAUUGAAAGUUAAAUAUGGAAAGGCAAACAAUGUGACAGCUAAUGCAGGAUUCAAAUCUCAAACCAAAAGAGAAGUGAUAAAACUUGAUGACUUAGCCAGAAACCCAGCUCCAGGUCAUUAUGAUGUUAAAGAUGAUCUCCUCCAUGACAGUGCUAAAAUUCCUCUCUCUAGUUUCAAGUCAAAGUCUAAGCGACAAAUGCAUGCAGACCCAGCUCCGGUACCUGGACCUGGUGCCUACAAACCAGGAGAGGCUGUAGAUCCUGCAAAAAAGCAGUUGUUUCCGAGAAAGCAUUAUUUAUGCAUAUCAGCGCCUGCUAUGCCCCUGCCCUCCACACCUCCCCUGCCUGGCCCAGGGAGCUAUGAGGUGGUGGACUAUGAGGGACCCCCUAAACACUACAUGUCCAGUGCUGCCUUUGUGUCCACAUGUAGUAGGUGGACUGGAGCAGCCCAACACAUGGAACAGCCUGGUCCAGCUCACUAUCGACCUGUUGGAACUGGAAAACAGUCUUUCAUCUACAAUGCAGCAGGGAAAUGGAUUUAGAGAGCUGGGUGCCAUUACCGUGGAAACAGUGCGUGGGAGAAUGGAUGCUACAGUGCUGACAAGUUGUGUCUCUGACAGUAUGGAUGCGAGUGGAAUAACUAAAUCAUGUAAUGGAAGAGAGACUGGCUGAAUUAACUAAUGGUAGGGAGGCCGAGUAUCAGCUAUUGCUCAUGACCCAAUAGGACAAAGGCUAUUGGAGAGGUGUUGUCCACUAAAGGGUGGCAAAAUGGUAAUUAAAUAAGGGAGGGUGUUGACAGCAGGUCCCAUGAGACUCUUCAAAUAGCUAGAUCAAUAGGUCUUAUGAAGUUCGUGUGUGAUCUAGAGGUUUAGCAAAAUAUUAUACAUUUUGUUUAUCUAUAGUUUU
Ylistrum balloti is the source of this 1396-nucleotide messenger RNA. Its product is annotated as O(6)-methylguanine-induced apoptosis 2-like. The coding region runs from base 1 to 1032 and encodes 343 amino acids. NCBI's taxonomy places the organism in Eukaryota, Metazoa, Mollusca, Bivalvia, Pectinida, Pectinidae. The transcript has 9 exons. Gene Ontology annotation, cellular component: male pronucleus; germinal vesicle; female pronucleus. The record is from RefSeq and is a predicted model, not a curated record. Gene Ontology annotation, molecular function: histone binding; chromatin binding. Gene Ontology annotation, biological process: epigenetic programing of male pronucleus.